Molecule: messenger RNA, 2000 nt
Organism: Sesamum indicum (sesame)
Lineage: Eukaryota; Viridiplantae; Streptophyta; Magnoliopsida; Lamiales; Pedaliaceae
Biological process (GO): N-acetylglucosamine metabolic process
Cellular component (GO): membrane
Molecular function (GO): beta-1,4-mannosylglycoprotein 4-beta-N-acetylglucosaminyltransferase activity
Source: RefSeq, a predicted model, not a curated record
GGGUAGAAGAGAAGAGAAUAGAAGAGAAACGGCUUGAUUUGUAAUCUUUACAACUGCCACCCAUUUCCAUUACCAUUACCAUUACCAUUACCACUCCAACACAGCUUUCUGGUUUUUUGGUCUCUAUAAUUUUUUUAUAUUUAUUUUUGGUAAUUUUCCAAAAAUAAUUGUUUCUGCGACAUAAAUAAUUUUGAGGGAGUGUAAGGAAACAAAGGUUAGGGCUAUUUGUAUUGUUUCUUUCUUCUUGUGUUUUUUUUUUCUUAUUCGUAGGAGGACCUCUCUCUGGAUUUCAUGGUGGAGAGAGAUCUCCAUUUGGCUUCUAUUUGAUUUCUUCUUCUGGGCUUGCAUUUUUUGAUCUUCAAAUAAAGGUAAGGUGGUGCGGGGUAUUGUUUAUACAGAUAAUAGAGGGGACGGGGGCGAGGGAGAUAUGACGAGCGUAUCAAGAUUUUGGGAAAAGGUGUAUAUGAUGGCGGAAGGGGGAUCUCAUUAUUGUUCUAAGAAGACGGAUGAUAUAUGCGGCGAUGCCUGUGAUGAGGACUCUGGACGGCCUUUGAGCAUGACAAGAUUAAAAUGCAUUCUGCGAGGGCUGGAUUUAAAAGCAUAUCUCUUUCUCUUUGUGUUGGUCCCGACAUGUGUGUUUGUUAUAUAUGUGCAUGGACAGAAGAUUACAUACUUUCUGCGGCCUUUAUGGGAAUCUCCACCGAAGCCCUUCCAUGAGAGACCUCACUACUAUCACGAGAAUGUAUCCAUGGAAAAUCUCUGUAAACUCCAUGGUUGGGGAAUACGUGAGUAUCCUAGGCGAGUUUAUGAUGCAGUGUUGUUCAGCAAUGAGGUAGACAUCCUGAAGAUACGAUGGAAGGAGUUGUAUCCUUAUGUCACAGAAUUUGUCCUACUUGAAUCAAAUUCAACUUUCACUGGGCUGCCAAAGCCUUUCGUCUUCUCUAAUUUCCGGGAUCAAUUUAAAUUCGUGGAGCCUAGAUUAACUUAUGGACAAGUCCCAGGAAGGUUUAAGAGAGGAGAAAACCCAUUUGUUGAGGAAGCGUAUCAGAGACUUGCAUUAGACUAUCUUCUCAAACAAGCUGGUAUUCAGGAUGAUGACUUGUUAAUAAUGUCUGAUGUUGAUGAGAUACCGAGUCGACACACAAUUAACCUCUUGAGGUGGUGUGAUGACAUACCUCCAAUCCUCCAUCUUCGUUUGAGGAACUAUCUCUAUUCGUUUGAGUUUCUGGUUGAUAAUAAUAGCUGGAGAGCUUCUGUUCACAUUUAUCAAUCCGGCAAGACAAGAUAUGCUCAUUAUCGGCAGUCUGAUGAAAUUUUGGCCGAUGCGGGGUGGCACUGUAGCUUUUGCUUCCGACGCAUCAACGAGUUCAUAUUCAAGAUGAAAGCUUACAGUCACGUUGAUCGGGUGAGAUUUUCCCAUUUUCUGAAUCCUAAAAGAAUCCAGAGAGUGAUCUGCAAAGGCGCUGAUUUGUUUGACAUGCUGCCCGAAGAGUAUACUUUCAAGGAAAUAAUUGGAAAAAUGGGGCCUAUCCCACACUCAUACUCUGCAGUUCAUCUCCCCGCGUAUCUUUUGGAGAAUGCCGAUCAAUUUAAAUUUCUUCUACCAGGCAAUUGCUUACGAGAGAGUGGAUGAAAGGAAUGGAUCGAGUCCAUAUACACUUACUGUGGGCUGAUGUCCGCUUUGGCUCUCAGGGAAUGGUAUCCGUUGCCCAAUGAUGACUGUGGUGUGUUGCUUUUAUAACCAUGCACAUGUCUAGCAUACUUAUAUCAUUCUUUUUACAAGAGUUUGGACAGAAAUUGGAUGUAUCUUGGAUUUCUAGAGUGAGCUUUUGUAUAUAAUUUUCUUAGAGUUGAUUUUCAUGCGAAUGGAUAGUAUCAGUGCACUAAGUGGGAAAUUGUUUGUGGCAGGAACUUUUUGUUACUAGGGUUGCUUACUUAUGUGAUAUGACUUGUGCAUUAUGCUCCGUACGAGGUUCAAUGUGAUUCUUGCCCGUUUCUCA